CACACCCGCCAAUUUCAGUUUCGACUCGACUUUAUACGCCGUGGACAUAUUAUAAGUUUUCGCAAGUUUAUUAACCAGUGUAGAAGUGAAGUGAAUAAGAAAUGUUUAAUCAUGCAACAUCCUCCUACAGAGCAGAUAAUUACAGCAAAAGUUACAAAAACCACCAAAAUUAAAACCAAAGGAAGUGAUGUGGGGCGGGGUGCGCAGUGCGUGCACGCCUCGCUCCCGCGCGGCGCCCGCGCGACUCCUGCGCCGACACUCAGCGGAGCCAUCGCCAGCCGCCGCCCGCCCAGGCCAACACCCCCAUCUCCAACAUUAGUGGCUCAGAUUGACUCAUCGGUCGCUUGUCUCUGGCUCCUGACUCCGUUGUCCGCUGGCACCGCGGUGGUCGCAGUCCUCGUCGCGGUCUCCACCAACAACUGGCUCCACACUGAAGAGAACAUGCUGAACCCAGCUUACAACGGCACGGGAAAGUACGGGCUGGUCGCGAAGCAAACUGUCUCUGGAUUAUGGAGGAUAUGUCAUACGGAUCCUGGCGGCACGGUGUUCCGAUGUGUGGACAUCCCCUAUUUCCCCUUGUCACAGUAUGCGCCUGAUCCCAGCGACUCGACGAACGCAAUACCAUAUGUGGUGACGCGAUCUGCAGCUCCGCUCCUGCUCGCUGUAUUCACGCAGGCAGUUGGCGCGCUUUGCUGCGUUCUUGGACAUUGUGUGAAAGGGCGUCGUCUCUGCACCUUCAUAGCUGGAGUCAUGUUUAUUAUAUCUGGUCUGAUCAUGUUGACCGGGAUAGUCAUGUACAUAUCGGUAUUUAAAUCGCAAGUCGGCCAUAAGCUACGCUACAUGACUUACUUCGACAUGCCCAGGAUGUCGUACAGCUAUGGCUACUCCUUCGGUCUGUACAUCAGCGGGUUCAUAGCUGCAGAGCUGGCUGGGACCUCGGCGAUAUUCCUCUUCCUCCAGUGGUAUCAAAAGGACUGGGUCACGGAGCUAACAGAGAAAGCGAAGGCAGACUGCCGAGCAUGGGACAGGGAGUACGCGUUCUCAGAGUUUCGAGAACGUGAUUCGACGUUACUAGAGAGACGAAUGAUGAAGAGGGACACGUACCCGCCCACAGGCUCGUCGACCGCGACGCCCCAUGAGCGGCGCCGCUUCGUUUUUGACGGCGAUGAGCUCCCACAUUGUUCCAUACAUAAGAAUAGAAGAAUAAACUUAAGUUCAGCAUCAUUAAAAGACCUGUCUUCGUCAACGUUGUACGGGUUCCCUGCGGCACCGAGGCCCACGGCCUGCGACAACUACUUCGAGGAGUUCAAAGAGGUGCCUCAAAGUGCGAACACUCUCAGCGGACUUAGGAGCGCUUCGAUAUUCCAAUCGCAAGCGUCGGUGGCGAGCGGGAGGUUGUUGGACACGUCGGCGGUGGAGCCACCGCCGUCGCGGGAGGAGGAGCUGGUGACCUUCGGUGCCGGAGCUAGGGGAGGAGGGCACGAUGACCACCACCCCACGCGCCACGACCGCGGCGUCGGCACAGACCCAUACCGUAGAACGACACCCGUUUGAUCCAACGUUCCCAACCAUACCAUAAAGCAUAUCGAGAAGUGAUAAGUAUGAUUGUAAUUCGUGUGUUAUCCAAUAUAUCGGAUGUAGCGGUACGGACGGUCAAGUGUCUUUCGAAUUUACGAACUUAACAUGUG
Messenger RNA from Manduca sexta (tobacco hornworm), 1688 nucleotides. RefSeq lists its product as uncharacterized. Lineage: Eukaryota; Metazoa; Arthropoda; Insecta; Lepidoptera; Sphingidae. Bases 112 to 1554 code for a protein of 480 amino acids. Gene Ontology annotation, molecular function: voltage-gated calcium channel activity; channel regulator activity. The record is from RefSeq and is a predicted model, not a curated record. Gene Ontology annotation, cellular component: AMPA glutamate receptor complex; postsynaptic density membrane. Gene Ontology annotation, biological process: neurotransmitter receptor internalization; neurotransmitter receptor transport, postsynaptic endosome to lysosome; regulation of AMPA receptor activity. The transcript is spliced from 6 exons.